AUGCAGUUGGAUGAUAUCAUGAAAGAGUUGAUUCAACACCUGGAAGAUUUGAAACUAUUAACAGCGGAUGCUCAAGUAUACAAGGCUGAUGAAAUAUGGGACAGACUGCUUGACUUGAUACAGGAAUUGUACAAUCAUAGUUACAAUGUAGUGCAGCGCUUACAGAGUAUUGAACUGCAAGAUAUCACAGUCAAGUAUUUGGAGUAUAAUCGACCCAGUUUACAGAUCAAAGUAAUGGAGUUUACUGUAGUGUUUUUGAGAAUGACGUACAGUGAUGAUCAGUUCAAAGUAUCUCAACGACUAAGCAACCAAAUUGUACAGCUCAUGCAAUCACCAAACCGUCAAGUCAAAAUGGCGGCAAGUCAUGAUUGA
This is a messenger RNA of Batrachochytrium dendrobatidis JAM81, 372 nucleotides long. RefSeq lists its product as uncharacterized. Lineage: Eukaryota; Fungi; Chytridiomycota; Chytridiomycetes; Rhizophydiales. The transcript is spliced from 3 exons. The record is from RefSeq and is a predicted model, not a curated record. The coding region runs from base 1 to 372 and encodes 123 amino acids.